UAUAAAUCAACACAGUAGAUGAAUAUAUAAAAUAGAGAUUCUCGCUUAGUUACGCCGUUAGAAGCUUAUUUGCCAUGAAACUGUCAAUACUAUUCGUCUGUUUUGGAUUCAUUGCUUUGGCUGCUGCCAAUUUUGUUACGCAGGUUGGUCCACCAGGUCCGCCAGGGCCGCCGGGCGUACCCGGUCCGCCAGGUCCAAAAGGUGAGAAGGGCGAACGUGGCUCAGAAGGACGUUCUGGUGCGGCUGGACCACAAGGAUCAUCUGGUCGACGCGGUCACACAGGCAGCCCCGGCGCGGUGGGACCGCCAGGUGCACCAGGUUUACGUGGUCCCCGCGGUUAUGAUGGUGAGCGUGGUCCUGAAGGCCCAGCCGGGCCAUUGGGACCACCAGGUCCACCUGGCGCUUAGAGGAAUUAAUUAUUUUUUGUUAUUCAAAUGGACUUAAAACUAACUAGCUGUUGACGAAAUAAGAUGGAAUUGUGAGAAUAACUUAUAUGAAAAUAAAAAAAACCAAGGAA
Molecule: messenger RNA, 517 nt
Organism: Zeugodacus cucurbitae (melon fly)
Lineage: Eukaryota; Metazoa; Arthropoda; Insecta; Diptera; Tephritidae
Product: collagen alpha-1(XXV) chain
Exons: 2
Coding region: 75-407 (110 amino acids)
Source: RefSeq, a predicted model, not a curated record